This is a messenger RNA of Leptinotarsa decemlineata (Colorado potato beetle), 7209 nucleotides long. RefSeq names its product Ten-Eleven Translocation (TET) family protein (gene Tet). The record is from RefSeq and is a predicted model, not a curated record. Gene Ontology annotation, cellular component: nucleus. Lineage: Eukaryota; Metazoa; Arthropoda; Insecta; Coleoptera; Chrysomelidae. Gene Ontology annotation, biological process: chromosomal 5-methylcytosine DNA demethylation, oxidation pathway; positive regulation of transcription by RNA polymerase II. Gene Ontology annotation, molecular function: DNA binding; zinc ion binding; DNA 5-methylcytosine dioxygenase activity.
AAUGCCUUUCUACGCAGAUCCUAACAGAUUUCCAACUCCAGUAUGGCAAGCCGAUCCUUCCCAAGGUUGGGCUCAGGGUCAGUUCAUCCAACAAAUACCUGCUGCAGGUCAACCCAUAGAAACUUACCAGCAGUACCCGAACGGUAUCUACCAGACGACCUACCAGCAACCUGCUUUCGAAGCGAACACGUUCUACACGGGAGCCGUGCAAGUUUUGACGAAUCCGAGGCCGCCAAGCGCUUCGAACCAACAGUUACCGCCUCCCAGACCGAACUCAAACUACGCCCACACGCCUAGUCCGAAUCCUCAGCAACAACAGCAACAGCCGGUCAAUAAUGGAAGGCAGUACCAAGAGUAUGCCAUCGCUCAACAGUCUGGAAACCAGCAGCAACAACAACAGCAGCAGCAGCAGCAAAACUUCAUUCCUUCAGCCACCACCCCUACUGGUAACGAGAACCAAGGAGGUAAUUCUAGACCAGGAUCUGUCAACUCUGCGACGUCUAACCAAAACUUCAAUCAGCAAUCGCAGCACCAGCAGGCUCAGCAGCAGCAAGUGCAACAGCAGCAGCCUCAACAGGCCAACGUAUUCACGACCAUCGGCGACUUCAGCCCAAACCCUUCGGCGAACUUUGCCAACACGAGUUCGGGAAACGCCCAGCCUGGGUAUCCGCAAGUGAACAGCAGCAGUCCGCAGCUAGCUUCACACAGCUCUAGUGGCUACCCAGGCCAGGAACAGUAUGGCGGACAAGAGCACCAGCAGUGGCAAAACGACGGAUCCCUCAUGUGGGAUCAGCAGCAGAUCAAGAUUGAGAACGAAUACGACCACCAGGACCACGGGCAGUACAUCCACGAAUCACCCGGUAGAAUGGACAACGGUCAGGGGGAAAUGCAGGAGACAAAGACGUUUUCGCAGUCGGAUAAGGUGAACCUGAACACGCGGAUAAAAACAAUGAUACUGAAUAAGCAACAGCAAGAGAACAACAAGAUGGAGGAGAACAAGACCGCUGAACAAAACCCUACCGGUCAUUUUUUAUGGUAUAGCCACCAUCACCACUUAACGGAACGAUUAAGUGAUGAUGGUGGCUCCCAAAACAAACCCGACUAUGACAUAACCACGACAGGCGGAACUGACUCUGGAGGCAAUAGGGCUGAGGAUAUGCAUAACGACAUUUUGAAGAUGUAUAGGCAUCCUAAGCUCGCUCACAAAAGAGCUAACUACCAGGACUCGCUUUUUAGGGAGUCUACCAUUAGGAAUCAUUCAGUUCCCAGUCCAAGUCUCGGGAGGCAGCAAAAUCAGCCGCAGUACUAUGACCAAUCUGCUUCAAGAAAUUUUCCACAGCAGUAUGCUAUCAAAAACGAACCUCAACAAGAUUUCUACGAAAAUCAACGAUAUGACUCGCCCCAUAGUCCCAACUUAAACUCUAUGAGGGCCUCACCUCAGUAUACCAUCCACGACCAACCAAGUAACCAAAGAUACCCCACACCUGGGUCCGAGUAUUUGCAUUCCCCCAAAAUCAUCGGUUACCAGAAUGCCCAAGCGACCACGGAGCCCAGAGAGGUCUUCUCGCCGAGUCCUCGAAAACAAAGCCAGUACAAACCGACGGGGCGUCCUAGAGGAAGGCCCCGUAAAAUAGUACAAGGUGCACAAAACGAAAACCAACAAGCUGUGAUCCACAACAAACCACUACCUCAAAACCAGCAGUAUCAAUCACCUUCUACACCAACUCCUUUGAAAAAUGACAAGAUCAAAAGUAAUUAUUUAUCCCCGGUGUUUUCUGAGAAGGUAACGAACAAGCAGUUGGGGAUGGAGAUUCCGGAUUGCAAGUGCUUCUCUCCUGGAGAGUCUCCUGUGGAACCCGGUUCCUAUUACACACAUCUGGGGUGUGCUAAUAGUCUGAAAAGUUUGCGGUACGACUUGGAAUGCAGAACUGGUGUGACCGGUGUUGCUAUCAGGAUUGAGAAGAUUCGGUAUACAGGAAAGGAGGGGAAGACAGCUCAGGGAUGCCCCAUUGCAAAAUGGAUAAUUCGACGCCAAAACACAGAUGAAAAAUACCUGGUAAUAGUCAAACACCGGAAAGGUCACACUUGCCACUCUGCCUUUCUAGUAAUCUGCCUCGUAGCCUGGGAAGGCGUCGAAAAAGGCAACGCUGACGACCUCUACAACCUUCUAACUGAAAAACUCAACAAGUUCGGCCUCCCGACCAAAAGACGAUGCGCCACCAAUGAACCCAGGACCUGCGCCUGUCAAGGCUUCGACGAAAACACCUGCGGGGCAAGUUUUUCUUUCGGCUGCUCCUGGUCCAUGUACUACAACGGCUGCAAAUUCACGAGGUCCAAAGACGUCAGGAAGUUCCGGCUGUCCGAGAAAAACGAGGAAAUCUUCGUCGAGGAGAAGCUCCAGAAGCUGGCCAACCACCUGAGCCCCAUGUACAGGUCGCUGGCUCCUCAGUCCUUCAAAAAUCAGUGCCAUUUCGAAAAUAUCGCCUCGGACUGCCGGUUGGGGCAUCUUCCUGGAAGACCGUUUUCCGGAGUGACGGCGUGCGUGGAUUUCUGCGCUCAUGCUCACAAGGACUUACACAAUAUGGUAAACGGCUGUACGGUGGUGGUUACUUUGACGAAACACAGGAGCUUGUCCAAACCAUUGGAGGAGCAACUCCACGUACUGCCUAUGUACGUAGCCGAGGACACUGAUGAGUUCGGAUCGCGGGAAAGCCAGGAAGACAAAGUCAGAACUGGAGGCAUUGAGAUCCUGCAAAAGUACAAUAGCGAAGUGAGAACUUGCUCCAUUCCCGCAGAAAAGUGUCUUCGGAGAGGUCGAAAAAGCCAAGAUGGCAAACGAACGAAAAGAAAAACCGCCACCCCCCAACCGUCUUCUCCUUCCGUAAAUUCUCCUUCUUCGACGAACUCUCCCAAAGAAAGGAAUACUAAUAGCGAAAUACAAAACGGUCAAGUAUCCAGCACAGUAUUAGGCUACCCAAACAAAUCCAAUUGGAGGUCCUUUCCAAGAGCAACCGCCUUUAGGAGUUCCGGACAAGACCUGAGGCGGUUGAUCCUGAUUCUUGUCCUUACAGCAAGACUGCUCGACGUUUGCCUGCGAAGUCAAGGAAGAGAUGGGUUUCAUACACUCAUUCCUAUACGAUAUAAAACUGCCAAGUCAUCAAAAAGUAUAGAUGGUUGCAUUCAUCUUGUGAGCCAGUAAAGUACUUAACAUAAAUCAUUUGUGGAACAAAAAAUUAUCGUGUGGCAUGUAUGUGCUAUAUCCAAUAUCAGCGACAUUCAAUUGUCGCGACGUUCAUUAUUCAUGACAUUCAAUAUUCCCGUCAUCUGAUAUUUAUUGUCAUCUUUACCCAACACGUUGGCUGCCGUUUCUCUCUAUUUGUCAGCCUGGUCUAUGAGAUCAAGAUGUUUUUUGCAAAUAUUUCAGUGGAAAUGUAGAAACAUUCAUUACAGUAAUUGUGAAAAUAUCUUUGAGCACUGUGGACGACAGAUACAUUUUUGACCGACCGAAACUUUGGUAUCAAAGUAUUAAUAUAGGUUUCGAUGCAAUGGCAACGUGCUAACGAAACCAAAGCAUCUCCCAUUUUUUACCAUAAAUUUUUUUUUCAAAAUUGAACCCAUUUACUUUCAAGGCAUUCAAAUUCCAAUUUUGAUAUCCAAAUCCUGGCUGUUGACAUAGAUUUUCAAUUUGUUGAAUAAACAUCCUGCCACAUACAUUAAAAUUUUGCUCGAGACUUCCAUAUCAAGCUAGCCACCUCUGAAUCAAUCUGACAUCUGAGUAAUGUUCUGGACACUCAUUUGUUGUAUCUGUCGCUCACGAAAUCGUAAUCCAUAUCAAAUUCCGCUAGCGACAUCCAAAUCCCAUUUGCCACAACCAAACCUCAUUUGAGACAUCCACUAUAUUCCACUCAUCACAUCUAUGUCUCGUUUUUAACAUUUAAAUCCUAUUUGUGGCAUGCACAUCUGGCUGGCUACAUCUGAAUCUCACUUGCUCCGUUCCAAUCUAAAUUGCGUCAUUCAAAAUCUCGAUUGCUUCAUCCAAAAUGUCGUUUGCGUCAUCCAAAAUCUCCCUGGCGUCAUCCAAAAUCUCCCUUGCGUCAUCCAAAAUCUCCCUUGCGUCAUCCAAAACCACGCUUGCGUCAUCCAAAAUCUCGCUUGCGUCAUCCAAAAUAUCGCUUGCGUCAUCCAAAAUCUCGCUUGCGUCAUCCAAAAUCUCGCUUGCGUCAUUCAAAAUUUCGCUUGCGUCAUCCAAAAUCUGGAAAUUGUAUACUUCCCAAGUGACUGGAAUAUUGGAUGUUAUGGUAUGUGGACGUCUUAUAAAAAUUGUAUACAGAGUACUCAAAGGGCUGAAACCUCUCUGAGUAUUGUGUUAUUUCGGAUUAUUUUCAAACUGUUUAAAAAGGGUUCAGUAUUUCUUUUCCUAGGAAUUAAUUAACCUGUACAAGUGAUUAGAUGCUCAGGUAGGUCUAUAUUAGUGCCGAAGGACUUCACUGGCUCAUGAAUGAUGAUCGAAUAUGAAUGCAAUGAUUUAUAUUGAAAAUAUUGUCAGUGCCUCUUUGAUCUCUAAAAGAUAGAUAUACUGAUUGAUUAAAGUACAAAUAACAAUUAAACUCCCGGCCGUCAGUAUAUAUAACAGUAAGUUGAAUACAGAUUUGUCUAGUUUAGGGUUUUCAAUGAUUCUUCUAUUAUAAGUAUAGAGUAGUUUUUCAUUUCGACUUAAAGUUUUCGCCACAUCUAGUGUGAUACUCACGUAGCUCGAGAAUAUAUAGAAAGAUGGAGUUUCUUGUUUUUCAAUCGAAUUAUUGUACAGGGUUUUCCUGAUGUGUCGAUCUAUUUACAUUUUGAAAAUUUGAUGAACCUUCUGUGUGUAUAUUGGAAUGGUAUUUGUCAUAUAUUUUAUGUCAUCGGGUGUACAAUUAAUCGAAUAGAUUUUAUCCUAAAGACAGGAAUUAUGAUAUUCAUAUUGAGUUGCGUUGUGCUUUCUAUUGUGAAAGUCUCAAUAUCCGAGAGGAUAUACCCAAUGUUUUGCCUUUGAAAGCUAUGAUUCACGAAAAAAGAUUAUAUUUUUCAAAGUCGUGAGCAUAGAGUUAAGAUUGAAUUUAUUUCUUGAAAAAGAGUAUUUAAAUUACGUGGAAAAGUCGAGGCUCGGAUUUUUCGCACCCAGAGGCCAUACUGUGUUUGUUGUAAAUGAUAUUAAUGUAUGCAUUUAUCUUUUCUAGUUUUAAAGUAUAUUUUUGACAAGAAAAAGAAAGAAAAUAUUUAUAGCGUUCUCAAAUCGCCUACGAUUAUUGUAUAGUGUUAGUAUAACCAGUCACUUCUUCGAGAAUAUAAAGUAUGUUGUUGAAGUACUCGAUGCCAAAUAUUUAAAAUAGAUUUUUUAAAAGUGUAUUCAUUAAUUUAUGAAGUAAAUUUCUUCCAGGCCAGUUCGGCAGCCACUUUUUUAUGUAAAAUAAGUUAGCUUUUUUCUAUAGCACCUUAUUUAUUUAUUUAUUUAUUAUUUCCUUCGAGCGGCCUCGGCGGUUUUCCUUUCCAGUGCGACACGUUGAUUUUUUAACAAUUUAGCCCAGUUGAAUAGUAAACCAAAACGGACUUGCUUUGUAAAAAACCGAAGUGAAAAUUUACCAAAGGAAUUUCCUUCGCUUUCUCACUAUAACAAGAAAAAAUUCCGUUAGAAACUGCACUUGUGAAAAUACUGGAGCUCAAAGGUCGCAAAAAUUGCUUUUUCUCAAAUAUCUCGUAAAUUUCUAGUUUUUCAUUAAUAAAAGUUUAUUGUUUCAUUCCUCAACUGAGUUCAUUUGAAAAACAUCCCUUACAAAAUUCACGUUGAAGAUGUACGUUCUUGAAAUAAUGCAUUCCUAUCAUCUCUAGUGCUAACUGUGAAAUAAAAUGCAUGAUACUUGUACAACUAAUGAAUAUAUCGUGAACUGUGAUACCUCUAUUUCAAAGUUAUUUAGGCCAUCCAAGCUUUCGAUGGCAGUUGAUUUUUAAUUGUAUGCAAUUUCAAUUUUGUUUUUCACACAAUUUUUUUUUAUUCUUCAACUACUUCAUCAAAUAUUCAUUAUAUUUAUUUAUUGUAACAUUCAACUACACUUGGAGUUAUCUCUUCAUAAGUAGGUACUUAACUAAUUGAUUUGAGAAAAUGAAUAUGGUGCCGAAAUAUCCAGGUGAAUUUUAUCUAUGAAAAUUCUUUCAUCCACCCCUUCUCACUUCUAAGUGGUUCUCAACCUGCUGCUUGCCACUUGAGCGAGAUAAUAUCUAGCCUUUUCUGGUUGAAAGCCAGCCUCUGGAGCUUUGUGUACACUUUCUAUCUGUUUCUGGCCGAGAUCGUUGCUAACUCCAUAUUAUGACAGCAAAUGGCUGCAACAAGUUGGCAAUGAUGGCAAAGCCCUGUUGUUGAGCUAGUUCUAUCUAGAUUGUCUCUUGAUAAUUUAGAAGAAUGGAGGAAUAUGUUCUUCUCAGUACUCUCUAUGUUUCUGAACUACCGAUUUCCUGCUUUUCGAAAAUUUUAACCCUACUUUUCAGUAUCCACAAUUUUUGUGUGAUCAACAAAAACAGCUGAUUCCUACAACUGAAUGCCAAACAUAGGUUAUGUUCAUUAUAACAGAGUUUGUUGUGUUUUGAGCUGUUCAAUUGUGACUUUGUAAGAGUAGUUUUUUAGUGCUUUUUUAUGUCAUACCAUUUGAUUUAGUUCUAUUUUCGAUGAGCAUCGUGUCUGGACGAGGAACUUCCUUGAUAAAUAAAUACUCCGAUUUAUCAGUAUAACUAACUCUAACCUCAAAGUUUUCAUCUCGCAUUUUUUAUAGUUUGAAACCUGAUUUAGGAGUGGUUUUCAAGACAAAACUAUUCCAUUGCAUUUAUUAUUCUUAUCGUUAUAGCCAUCAAAUAAAACAUUUUCCUCAUCCACAAGAGUUUCAAAUGUAUUUGAUAAGCGCUACAGCAAAGAAUUUAAUCCUUUGGCCGUGUGACACGAUGAAGAAUAAAUUCCUCAUCGAUAAAGAAUGUUAUGUUAUAGGUAUGCAUAAGAUGAGAAUAGAAGACUUAAUUUGUUUUUUGCUUGUAUCAGAAGGAAUUAAUAAUGUAUAACUCGUCUUAUAACUCGAAAACUUAAGCUACUUUGUAAAUUUUGUAAACGGUCUCUUGUAAGUUUCGAUGAGGAAGAAAAAAAGAUCUCUGACAAAUACUGGUUUUGCUUCAUUUUGAUGGAGCCAGGGA